Messenger RNA from Apis dorsata (giant honeybee), 2793 nucleotides. RefSeq lists its product as uncharacterized. Lineage: Eukaryota; Metazoa; Arthropoda; Insecta; Hymenoptera; Apidae. The transcript is spliced from 14 exons. Gene Ontology annotation, molecular function: potassium ion leak channel activity. Gene Ontology annotation, cellular component: membrane. Gene Ontology annotation, biological process: potassium ion transmembrane transport; stabilization of membrane potential. The record is from RefSeq and is a predicted model, not a curated record. Bases 500 to 2440 code for a protein of 646 amino acids.
CCUUAGCCAAUCAGAAAGUUGCUAUAAAAAUUUUGGUGCGUGGCGUCAGUUUCCUGUGGAAAGUCAUCGUGAGAGGAUGUGUAAUUGUAACCGGCUUCGACGAUUUUACUACGCAAUAAAAACAUUAUUAUCUGAUUACUGGUUCAGAUUUAAAAAUGAGAAAAGUUUCAAUAUGGACGCCAUCAUAUCUUUUCAACGAGAAGUUUUGCUUGUCCACUAAAGUGAUAAAAGUUCAAAAUAUGAAUGGACUGAAAUGACAAUAGAAUAAUAUUCGUGCCGAAAUUGUGAAAUCUGUUGCAUCAAUUUGUAGAAUACAUAGACAGGCAGAAAAGGAAAUGGCAAAUAAAUAAGCUGAAAUAUAAAACGAUAAUUAAUAAAAUGAACGAAGAUUGUGAUUGAUUGGAAUUCAAUCGUGAAAGAGAAAAAUUUGAAAGAGGACAAUGAAGAGUCGUCGUGGUGAGGGUGUUUGAGGGAAAAAAUUUUCGAAGCGGAAAGCACGAUGCCACCACGCUCGCGACCGGAAACAUUCGAACUGAUGGUCGAAGCCGAGAAGCCAUCCAAGUGUAUCAGAUUUCUACGUUUUCUACGUUUCCUGUGGAAGUUCUUCAGAUGCGUUUUUUCCCACGUAUCGUUGAUCUCAUUGGUUGUACUAUAUUGCUUGAUCGGCGCAUACGCUUUUGAAGCUCUUGAAGCCGCUCACGAAAAAGAGAUCAAGAAAAGCAUUAAACAUGUCAGAGAGAACGUUGCAGAACAACUAUGGAAGAUUACGAAAGAAGUGGAAGUUCUGAUUCGUGAAAAUUGGACGGACAGAGCACUGCGCGAAUUAAAGAGCUUCGAGAAUAACCUCGUGUGGAUGAUGGAGAAAGAAGGUUGGGAUGGGAGUGAAGGUGAAGAUGACAUCCAAUGGACAUUUGCUGGUGCUUUAUUUUAUUCCAUAGUGGUCAUCACCACCAUUGGGUAUGGUCACAUUGCACCGAAGACUAAGAACGGGAAAGUGGUAACCAUAUUCUAUGCCAUCGUUGGAAUUCCUCUCAUGCUACUCUGCCUCUCGAAUAUAGGCGAUAUUAUGGCCUCGAGUUUCAGAUUUUUAUACUGGAGGGUUUGCUGCUACAUAUGCACCAAACCACCAAAAAAAAGACGACCAAGAAGCCAUUUUGUUAGAUCGUAUUCCAUGCGACAACCAGGACGAUAUGGUGGAAGCAAAGGUGGUUUUCGAAGACCCAUCAGGGUAAGCCAGAUGUCAGUAGAUUCGGUUUUGUCUGAAAGUCUAGGAAGAUCAUCGUAUUUUGACAUGGAUUAUAAAUAUAAUCCUCGUCGAUACGAGGCUGGAGAAGAGAGAAGGACGAGUUCUUCUUAUCAAUUAUCUGGAAAUCCAAAUUUUGGAUUUAAAUCGGCAACAGUAUCCAGAUACUCUGAUUUUCCAAUAACGAAAUUGAACAAAGNCAGUUCCAAGAUGACAACGCAAUCAUUAGACAGGAAAUUGUUGAUGCGUUCAUCACAUGACAUUGAUCGUUCCUCGGUUUUAUGUAAUAAAUACGCCUUGGAUAAUUUGGAGAACGAAUUGCGACGGUGGCCAACUUCCGCCGGAAACACAAGUAACUAUGAUACGAGCAAAUCAAAAGAGGAGCCAGAGGCGACAGAAACUCGUGAAAAUAGUGAGAAACAAGAGCCAUUAAUGACGAGGUCGUUGCCCAGAAGAUGCUUAUCGAUGGAUGCUGCGACUAGUAACUACAGAAUGAGUCUGCCAUCCUCUUUACGGCCAUCAUCUAUUUAUUUGGAUUUAGAGAACUCGAGAAAGACUCAAAUUCCAAAAACCAGACGUUAUAGAAACAACUACCCUAUUGCUCGAUCGUACAGAAGGGACACAUUGCCAUCCGAUAUAAUGUCCUCAGCUGGAUUUCCUGUACAUAGACAAGUAUACGUAGACGAUUUUGAUUCGGAUUACGAAUAUUAUACUAACGAUGAUCAGGAAAGGCAGCAAAUAAAACCAGUACCAAUAUGGUUAUGCGUUUUCCUGGUGGUUAGUUACAUUUUUGGUGGCGCCUUCUUGUUUAGCGCUUGGGAACAUUGGCCAUUCCUCGAUUCUGCAUAUUUUUGCUUUAUUACACUUACCACUAUAGGAUUCGGCGACUUCGUACCAGCAUACAAACUGGACGCCCAUAAAGGAAUUGCGGUUUGCUCGUUGUACUUGUUAUUUGGAAUUGCUUUGCUGGCGAUGAGCUUUAAUCUGGUGCAAGAGGAGGUCAUCAACAACGUGAAGAACGUCGCAAAGAGGCUCGGGAUCAUCAAAGAGAGUGACGACGAGGAAGAUGCCGACGACUACGACGCAUACGACGUCGAAUACAACGAUGAGGUUGACAACGAACUCGAGGGUUACAUUCUCGAUACCCCUCGAUCUCACUCGAUGGCUAGAAACGUUCGCGGAAUUUCCGUCGUGUAACCAACUCUGACCGAAUUUCUUUUCAUUCACCGAUCCAAUUCUGUUUCCUUUUUUUUUCGCUAAUCCUUCUCUUUUCUUUUUUCUUUCUUUUAUUUUUUUUUCUUAUUUCUUUUCUUUUAUUUUCAUUAAUAUAGAUGAAUAAAAUUUUUUUCAUCUAGAAUAUUUACAUUAACCUUAUUAUAUUUUUCUAUGCUAAAUUUUAAUUUGCAAUCAAAUUGCAUUAAAGAACUUAUUAGAAAUUAAUUCUUUUUGAAUUGAAAAUUGGAAAUAGAGAAUAAGAUUUGGAUAAUCUAUCCAGUAAAUUGAUUUGAAAAAUUUUUUAUAAAGAAAAUGAAAAAGAAGUUUUUUUUUGC